AUGGCUCCAGAUUCUUUCCAAUCAAACUCAUUGUUCAGUUUUGUAGUAAGCGAUGACGUUGCCGGAGGAUCCUCCGGCAGCUCUUGGCCUGAGAUGCUGUUGCUCCUCUGGCCAGGAGCAUCUGCUCCUCAACGAGGAGUUGCUGCUCCUCAACGGAGGAGCAGAUCUAGAAGAUGGUUUUUUUGGCCUCAUUAUCAAUUCCCCAUCAGAGACUUAUUACCAUAUAAUCAAUGGCUCCAAGUUCCUUACAAUCAAACUCACUCUUCAAAAAGUUCCUUACAAUCAAACUCACUCUUCAAUUUUGUAGUGAGAGAUGGCAAUGGUGUGAAAGGAAUAGUAGACUCGGGCAUAUCGGAGGUACCACAACAAUACAUUCAACCUCCACAAGAAAGAAUAGACAAGCUUAUAUCCACCUUAGAUCAUAGCCCACCGAUAGAUUUAUCGAAACUAGAUGGUCCGGACCAUGAUCAAGUAGCGGAGGAACUGGCUAGAGCCGCCGAGACUCUAGGGUUCUUCCAAGUUGUGAACCAUGGUGUUCCAGCUGAGUUACUCGAGUCGUUGAAGGUUGCGGCUCAUAGUUUCUUUAACCUACCACCUGAGAAAAAGGCUAUGUAUUGUAAGGGGGCGAGCCCAAGUCCGCUGGUGAAGUACAGCACCAGUUUCGUGCCGGAGAAGGAGAAGGCGUUGGAAUGGAAAGAUUAUAUUAGUAUGAUCUAUGCUACUGAUGCAGAAGCACAUAGAUAUUGGCCAAAGGAAUGCAAGGAUGUGGCCUUAGAAUACUUACAAACAUCAAUGCAGAUGGUGAAGAAAAUAUUGUAUGUUCUAAUGGAAAAGCUUGGAGUAGAAGUAGAUGAUGAAAAAAUAGAGGCACUGGUUGGGUUGAAGAUGGUGAACAUGAACUUCUACCCAAAAUGCCCAAAUCCUGAGCUUACAGUUGGGGUGGGACGACACUCUGACAUGGGUACCCUUACUGUACUGUUGCAAGAUGAGAUUGGAGGUUUAUAUGUCAAAGCGGAAGACACCAUUAAUGGCAUGAAGAAAGGGGAAUGGAUAGAGAUCCCGCCAUUUCCCGGUGCUUUAGUCAUUAAUAUCGGUGACACGUUACAGAUACUGAGCAAUGGAAAAUAUAAAAGUGCCGAACAUAGAGUGAGGACAACAAGUGCAAAAUCAAGAGUGUCGAUUCCAAUUUUUACAAUUCCAAAAGCAACCGAAAAGAUUGGACCGUUGGCUCAGCUGGUGAAAAAAGAUGGGUUGGCUCUUUAUAAAGAAGUUGUGUUCGGAGAUUACAUGACCAAUUUUUUUAGCAAUGCACACCAAGGAAAGGACAAGUCUCUCCACUUUGCGGGAAUCAAUUAAUUUUCAAUUCUAUGUUCACUUCCUUAAAUAUUGUAUCCCUAUCUUUUACUGCAUUAAAUUUCUGGUUUGAUAAGAAGAACAAAUAAAUGCACUCUACUAUUACUUGUUUAGAGUAGCGAUUUCUGCACUUCCCACAUUAAUAAUUACACUCCACUUUUUGUUUUUUUAAUAUAAAAUGACAAUUAUAA
Mercurialis annua (annual mercury) is the source of this 1544-nucleotide messenger RNA. Its product is annotated as scopoletin 8-hydroxylase-like. Lineage: Eukaryota; Viridiplantae; Streptophyta; Magnoliopsida; Malpighiales; Euphorbiaceae. Bases 1 to 1356 code for a protein of 451 amino acids. The transcript has 6 exons. The record is from RefSeq and is a predicted model, not a curated record.